Messenger RNA from Saccharomyces mikatae IFO 1815, 3654 nucleotides. RefSeq lists its product as uncharacterized. The transcript has a single exon. NCBI's taxonomy places the organism in Eukaryota, Fungi, Ascomycota, Saccharomycetes, Saccharomycetales, Saccharomycetaceae. The coding region runs from base 1 to 3654 and encodes 1217 amino acids. The record is from RefSeq and is a predicted model, not a curated record.
AUGUCGCUUAAGUCUAAGUUGACUAGAUUUCAGAAGUUAUGGCUUUAUUACUUUCCCUGUGACAGCAUCCUCGCAAAGAGAAUAUGUAAAUCGACCGUUAAUUCUACAGUCGCUUUCAUAUUUUGCUUGAUUCCCAAGAUAACAGCGCAUUUGGGAGCAGCUCCUGCGAUGUUGCCAAUGAUUUCUGUGAUCGUUCACCCUGGAAGAAGGGUGGGAGGUACCAUUCAUGGUGCUAUUUAUUGCAUAACAGGAUUAAUAUUCGGACUAGCUUAUGCAAUCUUCGGUAGGUUUCUUGCCCAACGAUGUCUAGGCAGUUCUUGGCAUGAGCUAACAGAGGCACAGCAGCAUGUAUUGCACUAUAAAAGAUAUGAAGCAGGAUUAGCGAUUUUGGCUGUUUUCGAAGUGAUUAUGCUUUUUUUUCAUGGCUGGAUGAGAUCUGUGUCCCAUUACUAUUUCGGUAUUGUUUUCCCACUUUUCGUCGUGGUUCAUUUCGCAUUUAUGGAUCCAUUGAACGAAACAGCAGGUACUAUUGCUAAAGCUUACAGCACACCCUUCUACCUAGGUAUUGCGAUGUCAAUUUUUUGGAAUCUUGUAUUGUUCCCUGAAUGGGGGACUACAUAUUUGGGUAAUACAACUAUUGAUGCUAUGAAUGAGCUUCAUAAAUCCAUAGAUUACUCGAUAAAUUUUUUCAUUGCAGUGGAUCCGCACAAUAGUAGUCAGCUGUACAGUAGAGACCCCGUUUCGUUAGGUAAGCUGUUAAAGAUGAAGUCUUUAAUUUCUUCAAAAGUCAGUAACUGUCGAGUGGUUCUUCACGAGUGCAUUUAUGAGUUUACCUACGCCUAUGUAUCACCUACUAAGUUGAAACCAAUUAUUUCCACAUUGGAAAAUCUAACGGUCUACAUUAAUGGGCUAGUUAAUACAUGUCAACUGGAAUUUAUAUUACUAGCAAGAAAUGAUAAUAAAUUAAAGCCCGACGAUGUUGCGGCCUUAACGCUGCCGAAGAAUAAAGAAAUCAGCUUUGCAAAUGCUGAAAAAUUGUUAAAGGUUAUCGAUAAGCUGCAUCCAGUAAUUUAUAGUUUACAUCGAACAAUGAGUGAAUGCAUGUAUAUGGCGAAAUUGGUACUUGCUCACGCGUUUGAUGUUAAUGUCUCGAGGGUCCACUCUUGCUCAAUGUUUAAAGAUGGUAAUUUUCCCACAUUCAAUAACAAUGCCAAUAACUUGCCCAAUGAUGUUGACAUCCAGAAUAAGAUAAAUGAUCUGAAAUACGCAUUAGAGGAGUGUAAAGCAAAGUUCAAGUCAGAAAUGUUAGGAUUUGAUAUUGAUAUUAUGAGUCCCAGCGAUGAGAUGUUUUUGUUAUCCAGCUUUUUAUUGAACUUCAGACAGACCGCUGAUUCAACUUUGAUUAUUAUGGAAUCCGUCAAAGACAUUCUUGUGAAACGUCAGAUACAAGAGAAGAAAGGCUGGUUGAGAGGCAAGAGGCUUUGGUUCUUAGUAUUAACGAACUAUGAGACAUUUUCUAUCUGGCUAAAAGGUGAUAGGAACUCAGUGACUGAAAAUGAUACAUUGAAGGGCACUUUCAAUGGUACGACCAAUGGGUUUGCUCAUGACACAGUUAUCAGAAGACCGGAUUAUGAAGAGAAUGAACUUUUGUCUCAAAAAGUUUCAUCAAAUAAAAACCUUGCAAAAGAUGACACAUCGUUGGAUCUGCCAAUAACAAGUGAACCCAAAGGCAACUUCUCCUCUACGUCUGAUACAUCUUCCUCACCAUUGUCCUUGACAAAAACAACCACAUUUGGUACUAGUAAACCAUCCAAGAGGAAAAGUAUGUUUUCAUUUAUGUCCAUCCUGAUUUCAAUUGAUAAGUUUUGUGAAGUGUCGCAUCCCCAUUUUAGAUUCGGGUUUCAGGUAGCAAUUGCGUUAAUGCUGGCUUCUUUUCCUAUGUUUAUUCCAAAAACAAGGCAGUGGUACAUAGAUUAUCGUGGUACCUGGAUUGGUUUCGUGUGUAUACUAUGUUUGGAACCCUCUGUAGGAGGGACCUUCUGGGUUUUCUUUUUGCGUGCUGUAGGGGUUAUCUUCGGAGCGGCUUGGGGUUAUCUUUCAUAUGUUGCUGCGGUCCAUCAAACUAAUCCAUAUUUGGAAACAGUAAUUACAGUUUUUGGAGCUAUUCCUGGGUUUUACUAUUUGCUAGGUACACCCUAUGUGAAGGCUGCAAUCAUUGAAAUUAUUAGUAUUUAUAUUGUCAUGCUUGCAGCGAUACUUCCCUCCAAGGAUGACAUUCUGACCAGUUUUGCCAAGAGAUGUUUGGCUGUCGGUUAUGGUGGAGGAGUAGCAUUGAUAGUUCAAGUUUUUUUCUUUCCGUUGAAGGCAAGGGAGCAAUUAAACGAAGAAAUUUCUUUUGUUUGUGGCUGUAUAUCUGAAAUGGAACUUCUCUAUGCCACUGGACUAGAGGGAGAACAAGUCGCAAACAGUAUGAGCGAAGAGAAAUAUGCAAAAAUCGAAAAGAUAUCAAAAAGUGCUAAAGAAGCGUUGGCCCGUGCUGCUGCUUAUAAAGGAUUAACUAGACAGGAACCGAGAUUAAAGGGCGAAUAUACUGAGUUGGAAAAUGUGUUCACUCAAGUUAUAUUUAUUCAGAAGCAAAUCAUAGAGAGGAUAGAUACGAUAUCUUUGCUGCGAAAGCAAAACGGAAGUGCUGUUAUUGAAGAGUUUAACAGCGUCGUAUACCCGUACCGACGCCAAAUGGUGGGAAGUAUUUCUUGCUUGAUGAGGGCACUUCAAGAAGCAUUCAUAAAUAAGACCCCAUUGCCCCAAUUUUUACCCAGUGCAAGGAUUGCCCAUAGAAGAUUGAUCAAUAAAGUGCGUCAAACAUUGCGAAUAAAAUAUCCGGGACAAAUUCUAAAUUUAAGUGAUAAUGUAAGAAAGCUAAAUAAGGGAGGUUAUAUUGACGAUGAUGAAAAUGACGAUGAUAACGAAGGUUUAGUGAUGAAAAUGAAUAGGAGAGGGCAGCUCAACAAAACGACUAGUCCUCACGAAUACAUUUUGAAGGAGAAAUUUUUAAGUUGGAACGCAUCUAGUGCUGCAUCGGAAGAAAUAAUUGAAUAUAUUGAAGAGCUGUUAAACUUGACAAAAAUUUUGGUUGGUGUAAAUGAGUUCAAAUAUGGGUUCUUGUCGCGUCCACUUUAUGAGGAUUGGGCUGCAGAGGCAGUUACAGGUUUUGAUGAUUUCAUCAAUGGAAAAAGUAACGCCAAGAAUACACGGCGCAAUCCAACUCCAUUCGAUGGUACUUCUGUAAUUUCGGAACGAAAUGAGAGCUUGCAGAGUUCAAAUUCUAACGAAUCUCAAAUAUCUCCUGAUUCUACAAGAAGUUAUGAACCUGAAUAUCCCGUGGCAUAUCAAGAGAAUGAUAAUCCAGCAGUUUUGAAUCUAUCGCGAAUAGCUUCCCAUAAAGCAGGUCAAAACUCCGAUGGUUUGCCAAAGACGUUUAGAAAUAGAGCAUUUUCCAUAGCCUCUACUUCUGGUCAAUUGUCUAGCUUGAGCAGACAUAGUACUCUUGGUAAUGCAGAUCCCACUUAUCUAAAUGAUGAUGAGAGUUCCGAUGAUGAUUUGCCAUUAGCGUUGAAGAUGGUGCUAAGUCACAUGAAGGAAAAGAAGGACUGA